Messenger RNA from Dreissena polymorpha, 4181 nucleotides. Its product is annotated as orphan steroid hormone receptor 2-like. NCBI's taxonomy places the organism in Eukaryota, Metazoa, Mollusca, Bivalvia, Myida, Dreissenidae. Gene Ontology annotation, biological process: anatomical structure development; regulation of transcription by RNA polymerase II; cell differentiation. Gene Ontology annotation, molecular function: RNA polymerase II cis-regulatory region sequence-specific DNA binding; nuclear receptor activity; zinc ion binding. The record is from RefSeq and is a predicted model, not a curated record. The transcript is spliced from 15 exons. The coding region runs from base 193 to 2301 and encodes 702 amino acids.
UCUUUCCUUCACAUUUUUGCCAAGUCAAAAUCGACGUCAGGUUGAUUUUGCCGUUUUAUUCAUGUAAAAUGCUACAGUGUCACUUAUAAUCGUGGCGUAUGAUCAGUUAGCUUUGGUUGUUCACAACUGAUCGUGUGAUUGUAAAACCCGUCUGGAUCAUGUUGACACGGGUUACAGACCACUUGAUGUUUAAUGAGUUCAGAAAGUGAGGUUGGACUGACCACAGGGAGCCUGGGUCAAGCGGUGGUGACCACUGGUCAGCAACUGUUGGUCAUGGACGCCUCCCUUCCAGAGAACUAUAUCCACGUGCUAUCCCCUCAGAUGGGGAUACCGAUGGUGGCAGGUUCAACAACAAGUGGCACGUUGGGGCAGACAAUUCAGGCCCUCACCCUGGCCCCAGGAAGCUUUGCCCUGCCUGUCUCAUUAGCUGUCUCGUCCGGUGGGUCCAAUGGGGGCUCCAUAGUGGUGACACAGGAACUGGCCAAUAAGCUGAAACAUGACCUUGCAGGCACCCAGAUCAUACAGGUGCCAGCGGGGAGCAUUGACUGGGCCGCCAAAUUGAAGGAAUUACAACAACAUCAGACUUUAGUUCUUCCAAAGGACCUUGCGAUGGCAGACCAACACGCCAACAGACUAGAGAGACUGAGGGAGGAGAGGGAGAAGAUUAUGGCGGGCACUCAGAAACAGCAGUUUGAGAUCAAGUUUGAGCCUUGCCUUGUAUGCGGGGACAGGGCUUCUGGUCGUCAUUAUGGGGUAAUAAGUUGCGAAGGAUGUAAGGGUUUCUUCAAGCGAAGUAUUCGAAAGCAGCUGGGGUAUGCCUGUCGUGGGAACAAGGACUGCUCAGUGACCAAGCCAAACAGAAACCGAUGUCAGUACUGCCGUCUUCAGAAGUGUCUGAGUAUAGGAAUGAGGUCUGAAUCCGUGCAGCAAGAAAGGAAACCCACAGAAAAGGAGAAAAUGUCCACCACAAUGGUCUCAACAGCCUCUGAAAAAAUAUACAUCCGUAAAGAUCUGCAAAGCCCCUCAACAGCAGUGCCAAUGUUUGGGAACCAUGAUGAUGUGGUAGGGGCCUUACAGUGUUAUACUGAUGAAGUGUACAUUCACAUGGGUGGUGAGUUGAGUUCCCAGGGCAACCUGCUGGCCAAUCUUCAAGAGCGUUUGGUGCAGACUGACCAUGGACCCGUGAUGUUGUCAGCCCCCACAUCAUCCAAUACAGAUCUGAGUACUCUGGCCAACGUGGUUACAACCCUGGCAUUGAUGGGCAAACAAGAUGGCGACCAGCCGGUCUCUAAUGGCGACCCUUCGGACGUCAAUCAGUCAGUGGCAAAGGCCUUCGACACACUCGCUAAAGCUAUACAGCCGCAGACAAAUUCCAGUCAGGAUGACAGUAUGACUGAUUCAGAGUACGAGAAAUUCCAUGAUGAGUCAAGUAUUGACAUUGAUGGUCCACUUCUGACGCGGCAGAAUUUUGUGUUCACACUGACCACCCCCUCUCCCAUGCCCGCCUACCUGAACGUCCACUACAUCUGUGAGAGCGCCUCAAGACUCCUGUUCCUGUCCAUGCACUGGACUCGCUCAAUAGCUGCGUUCAACAUACUGCCGUCGGAUGUUCAGACUUGUCUGGUGCGUAGCUGCUGGAGUGGAUUGUUCACGCUUGGCCUGGCACAGCAUGCCGAGACCAUGGCCCUCUCCACCAUGCUUAUGGCCAUCCUGAAUCAUCUCCAAUCAUCCAUGGAGGCUGACAAGACAGGUGGCGAGAAGGCCAAGACGGUGAUAGAUCACAUCCUGAAGUUGCAAUCCUACAUACAGAAGAUGCAGGUCCUACAGGUAGACAAUCAGGAGUACGCCUACCUCAAGGCUCUUCUGCUCUUCUCACCCGACAACCCGGCACUACCCAACGUUGGCCAGAUAGAGAGGUUUCAGGAGCGAAUACAGGAAGAGUUCCAGCAAUAUCUGCAGGAGUCCCUGCCUGAUAACGCAGACCGACUGUCUAAACUUCUCCUGCGAUUACCUCCCCUGCAGGCUCUUCAAGCCAACAUAAUGGAGGAGCUAUUCUUUGCUGGACUGAUAGGCAAUGUGCAGAUCGACAGUAUUAUUCCAUACAUUUUACGUAUGGAGACUGCGGAGUACAAUACGCAGAUGGCUGGUCAUGGUUUGCAGACGACACUUGGUUUUCCAGUGACAUCUGACGCUGAAGUUUUGAGUUCUCAAGCAGAAAAAACAUCCGAAAGUUCCUUUCUUCUCAAUCCACAGAUAAUUGUGACACAAGCAAACUUGAGUACGGAAAUAAUGAACAGCUGAUUUCUUUGAAAACAGUCACUUCAUUGUUUUCUGUGUCCUUGAACACAGGUGUCACACACUGUGUAGAUAAUAAUCAAAUCAGCUGAUUUACUACAUUUUACAGAAAUAAAAGUGACAUUUUUAGCUCACCUGUCACAAAGUGACAUGGUGAGCUUAUUUGACCGUGUGAUGUCCGGCGUCCGUAUGUGCGUGCGUGCGUGUGUGUGUCCCUCAACAAUUUGCUUGUGUAGACAGUAGAGGUCACAGUUUUCAUCCAAUCUUUAUGAAAUUUGGUCAGAAUGUUUAUCUUGAUGAAAUCUGAGUUGGGAUUGUAUUUAGGUCAUCUGGGGUCAAAAACUAGGUCAAAAACUAGGUCAAAUAAUAGAAAAACUUUGUGUAGACAAUAGAGGUCGCAGUUUUCAUCCAAUCUUUAUGAAAUUUGGUCAGAAUCUUUAUCUUGAUGAAAUCUGGGUUGGGAUUGUAUUUGGGUCAUCUGGGGUCAAAAACUAGGUCACUAGGUCAAAAACUAGGUCAAAUAAUAGAAAAGCCUUGUGCAGACAAAAGAGGUUGCAGUUUUCAUCCAAUCUUUAUGAAAUUUGGUGAGAUUGUUUAUCUUGAUGAAAUCUGCGUUGGGAUUAUAUUUGGGUCAUCUGAGGUCUAAAACUAUGUCACUAGGUCAAAUAAUAGAAAAACCGUCAACAAUUUGUUUGUGUAGACAGUAGAUGUCACAGUUUUCAUCCAAUCUUUAUGAAAUUUGGUCAGAAUGUUUAUCUUGAUAAAAUCUGGGUUGGGAUUGUAUUUGGUUAGUCAGGUGAGCGAUUCAGGGCCAUCAUGGCCCUCUUGUUUUUAAAUUAUUGUCAAGAGCCUGAUAUGUUUAUCCUUUUGAGAAAUUGUGAUUGCAAUAAAAAGUAAGCAUGAUUUAACAAAUGUUCAACGGUGUGAUAAGCAAAAUCUAAAACCAUUAAUUGCUUAAUGUAAAAAUAUUCAUGAAUCCGUCUCUGUGGAAUCCGGGUUAAUUGCAUGUGUUGAAAGUAUCAUUAUGUAAAGUUAGGCUGAUCAGGGAAGAAAAUUUCUGGUUUUAUGAAUUUUUUGUUUCAUGGAAGUCUGUUUUAAACAAAUUUACAGUCUAUGCGGAAAAUGUGGCUUAUUUGGGACAAUACUUAAUGCUCAUGCAGUCCCUUUUUCCCAGACACUGGCUCAUUUGUAUUUGUUAAAAUCAUUUUCAAAAAAAUAAGCUGAAAGUUGCCUUCAAUUUAUGAUUGUAUUACUCAUUGCUCACUCAAGCAUCAUUGUUGCUGUUAUAAACAUUUUUUGACAGAAGAUAAUAUUUUAGCCUUUUGAUUUUCUAAACAGCACAACUGAUCUCAUCUCAGUAUUUUUAGCUGUAGUUCACUUGAUAUAAACACACAAACUCCUCAGCAGAUGAUAUAAAAACGCUGUAUUAUGUUGUUCAAGUUUUGUGUUUUUGUGCAAUGCAAGUUUGUUGUUGUUUUUGUGCAUGUACUUUGUAUCCAGAUUGGUAAGAAUUCAGUUAUGCUCAAUUUUUCUCUGAAAAAUAUAUUAUGGAACAGUAUUAAGCAAAGUACAACAUUUCAAUUAAGUCGUUGGCUAUUGUCAAUCUUAUAUUUUAUCUACAUUUUCUUAUAAUGUAAUUGUCCCUCUGUCCUUCAAUGCAGUCUGUCUCUCCUGCUUGUACAUGGAAUCAUGAGGAUGUGCACCUAGUACUGGUUCUCAAAUCUCCUUGGAAUGAUGAGGAUGUGCACCUAGUACUGGUAACUCAUCUCUCCAUGGAAAUAUGAGGAUGUGCACUUAGUACUGGUAACUCAUAUCUCCAUGGAAAUAUGAGGAUGUGCACUUAGUACUGGUAACUCAUCUCUCCAUGGAAAUAUGAGGAUGUGCAC